UCCCCGCGUCUAGACUUUGAAGCCAUUCGACAGCAUCACGAACCAACUGCACUCGAGCUAUAAGCCGUAGACUACAAGCUAUCAGCAUUCCAUUGCGUCUCCAGUCUUCAGCUCCAUCCAAGUUUCUGUCCUUCUUCUCCACAGGACGAGGCGAGCACUAGUGGCGCUUCAAUGGCUGAAUCAGAGCACAGGGAGGCGAAGCUGCGGAAUCGCGUCGUCGACUCCAUUAGCAGGAGGGCCGAGAAUGCCCUCAAGGAAGACUACGGAAAGGCAAGGGUUAUGGCCUCUGAUGCCGUCCAGAGCCAGGCAUAUCUCUAUCCCAUCAAGGGAAUCUUCUACUUCCUCGCUCAUCGGAGCUUAUGGCAGCCAUUGAUUGAUCGAAUUGUUCCUUAUGGCACCCUUACAAUCUCCGUUAUUGCUGCCAUGUUUACCAUUGCAUACUUACCGCAGCUGGCAGUUCUCUUGCUCUUCAACGGCCCACUGGCUGUAUAUUCAACAGUCCUCCUCACGCUCAACGAGAGUUCCAUCAUCAUUCACAUGAUCUCCCGUACUUGGAUACUCCAAGAAGCACUCAUGGAUACCUUUGAUGGCACAAUGGUUUCGAGAAACGCAACAGCCGUCGUCCAGCAAGGCCGAGAGGUACGGCCCGGUAGUGACCCUAUGAAGAAGUUAGGCAAGGUAUUCAAGAAGCGGUUCGAGAAAAUGAGUCUCACUUCAAUGGUUCGAUAUUUCAUGUAUCUGCCUCUGAACUUCAUCCCCGUUGUGGGCACCAUUACUUUUAUUUUCCUUCAUGGUAAACACAGAGGCAGGAUCGUACACAGUCGGUACUUUCAACUCAAGAAUUGGUCCGAGUCACAAAGGACACAGUGGCUCAAUACCCACACUGGAGCUUAUGCAUCCUUUGGCGUCGUUGCGACCCUUCUUGAGAUGAUUCCUGUGGUGUCCAUCUUCUUCUCCUAUACAAACACUGUUGGUGCUGCCCUGUGGGCUGCCGAUAUUGAAAUGCAGAAUAACGCCAUGGUCAAAGAAACUGCCCCUAACCUAAGGCAGGCCGCUGAGAGCAUUGAGUAAGCUUUCAGGUCCAUCGCUAGCCGACCAAGUGUUGCCAAACAGAGUGCUCAAGACACACUAUAUCAAUUUCAGGGAGUAACUGCCCAUGGAUUAAGUGACCAUCUUUAUACGCAAGAUAGUGUGUCGAUUCAACAAGGGGCUAUGGCUAGCCAUCGUAAUGUUUGCUAUCAGGUAAUCUACCGCUGCUACACCUUUUGGCCAAAGUGGCCACGCGGUUGGACCGUCUAUUUAUGGAGUUUCCAAGAGCACAUGUACGCCCGUAGGGGGUGAGGAUCUUGAGAUGCUAAGCAUCUGUGGCAGCCUGAACUUUUGCAACUUCUUACAAAAGACGGCGAAAAAAACGCCACAACGUAAAUAUAGCUAGCUAGCAUAUAUACAAAAGCGGCCAGAUCUCGGUAUAUCGUGAGACAGUUUCAUGCUAGCAUUCUCGUCCGGG
Messenger RNA from Trichoderma virens Gv29-8, 1507 nucleotides. RefSeq lists its product as uncharacterized. Lineage: Eukaryota; Fungi; Ascomycota; Sordariomycetes; Hypocreales; Hypocreaceae. The record is from RefSeq and is a predicted model, not a curated record. The transcript is spliced from 7 exons. Gene Ontology annotation, cellular component: prospore membrane; lipid droplet; ascospore wall. Bases 172 to 1071 code for a protein of 299 amino acids.